UCUCGCGUCCGCCUCCAGCCACCCCACUCUCUCCCACUCCACGAGCGCUGCAAGCGAGAGCGAGAGCUCGAGCUCCGCGGAAGCUAGGGUUUCCCAUUCCAUGGAGUUCACCGGAUCAUCAGCGGCGGCGGCGCGGGGGUGGCGCCGUCAGGUGAUGUCGGGGAAGGUGGCGUGGGCACGGAGGGCGCUGGCGGCGGCGGCGGCGGCGGGGAGGGCCCUGCCCGCCGUCACCCUCGGCGUGGGCUGGGUGACCGCCGCCGCGGGAGUCCUCCCCGCCAUCGCCGGGCGCUGGGUCGGCGGCGAGGCGGGGCUCGCCAUGGAGCGCGGCGGCUUCGCCGUCCUCGAGGCCGGCCAGUUCGCGUUCGCGCUCCUCGUGUUCCCCACCGUCGUGCCGCAGCUGUUGGCCAUGGCGAUGGAGAGGCUGCGCGAUGCUGGGCCUCCGACCCUGAUGGAAGACAGGGAGAUGCUGGUAAGCACAAAUGCAGCAAUGGAAUUGCCACCGGAGCAGCAUCCUGAAUGCAGAGUAAAAUGGAACCAGAUCAUUAAAGAAAUCGAGUUCCCAUGCAAAAUUGGUUUCGUUCUUCUAGGGUUUGGGAUGAUUGGCAGUCUGAUCAUUGGAUUUUCACCAGAAAACGAAUUUAGCAGACAGAGUAUUGGCUGGAUACUUGCUGAUGUUGGAUUAUUUGGUUGGCAUGCUUUAUCAGUAUUCUUUCUACUUCCAAAAGUGAUCCGCGCAGUUUGGAUACAUUCCUAGAUUGGAAGUGUGGCUGCUGAGGUAGCAUUAUAUUCUGGUACAAGUUUUGGGGACCUAGGAGUUAUUGGAGCAUACUGUGACAAAUCCACUUCCCGGGAUCUGCGAGCUAUUGGAUUACAUGCAUGAUAUCUCGCCCUUUUUCUUUAUGAUUCCUAUGAUACUAUGAACAAUGUUUGGAAUUAAUUACCAGAUGCGAUGCUUAUUUAUUUUAGGUGUUGCUUUGAGUUAGCGUUUCUCCUGCGGUUAAAAACGAAAACAUUGAAUGAAUGAGUCGCGUUCGUAUUUUAAAUUCAGGCAUGUUUUGUAUUGAACUAGGUGAUCUGUUUAUGUACUGGCAUGGUUGAUACUUGAUGGACCUUCGGGGAAGUGAUUUGUGUCUGGGUUUCUUCUGCUACAA
Oryza sativa Japonica Group (Japanese rice) is the source of this 1151-nucleotide messenger RNA. RefSeq lists its product as uncharacterized. Lineage: Eukaryota; Viridiplantae; Streptophyta; Magnoliopsida; Poales; Poaceae. The record is from RefSeq and is a predicted model, not a curated record.